Tupaia belangeri chinensis (Chinese tree shrew) is the source of this 1755-nucleotide messenger RNA. It is a transcript of the gene NPY4R2, whose product is annotated as neuropeptide Y receptor Y4-2. The record is from RefSeq and is a predicted model, not a curated record. The transcript has 2 exons. Gene Ontology annotation, cellular component: neuron projection; plasma membrane. Bases 187 to 1314 code for a protein of 375 amino acids. Gene Ontology annotation, biological process: G protein-coupled receptor signaling pathway. Gene Ontology annotation, molecular function: neuropeptide binding; pancreatic polypeptide receptor activity. Lineage: Eukaryota; Metazoa; Chordata; Mammalia; Scandentia; Tupaiidae.
ACAGCAGCCCUGGAGGUUAGAGGGAUCAUCACCCGGUGACCAAGGAGCUGGCAACCUGGACUGGGGAGUAAGAGGAAGGGACAGACUCCUGUGCUGUUCCUGCUUCACACUGGUGUUGCUGUAGGAGAGACACCAUCCUGCAGCGGGCCCCUUGUUCAAGAGCUCCUGGAACCUUCUCCCUCCACCAUGAACACCUCUCAGUUCCUGGGCUUGCUGCUCCGAGCGUCCCCACAGGGUGGGAACAGGAGCAAGCCGAGGGGCCUCCCGUAUAACUUCUCUGACCACUGCCAGGAUGUCACGGACCCGAUGAUCUUCAUCGUCACCUCCUACAGCAUCGAGACCGUGGUAGGCGUCCUGGGCAACCUCUGCCUGAUAUGCGUAACCAUGAGGCAGAAGGAGAAGGCCAACGUGACCAACCUGCUCAUCGCCAACCUGGCCUUCUCCGACCUCCUCAUGUGCCUCAUCUGCCAGCCGCUCACCGCCGUCUACACCGUCAUGGACUACUGGGUCUUCGGCGAGACCCUCUGCAAGAUGUCGGCCUUCGUCCAGUGCAUGUCGGUGACCGUCUCCAUCCUCUCGCUCGUUCUUGUGGCCUUGGAGAGGCAUCAGCUCAUCAUCAACCCGACAGGCUGGAAGCCCAGCGUCCCGCAGGCCUACCUGGGAAUCAUGGCCGUCUGGCUUAUCGCCUGCGUUCUCUCUCUGCCCUUCCUGGCGAACAGCAAGCUGGAGAAGGUCUUCCACAAGAACCACUCCAAGGCGCUGGCGUUUCUGGCGGACAAGGUGGUCUGUACCGAGUCCUGGCCGCAGGAGCACCACCGCAUCAUCUACACCACCUUCCUGCUCCUCGCCCAGUACUGCGUCCCGCUGGGCUUCAUCUUGGUCUGCUACACACGCAUCUCCCAGCGCCUGCGGAAGCGGGGCCGCGUGUUCCGCAAGGGCGCCUACAGCUCUCGAGCUGGGCAGCUGAAGAGGAUCAACGGCGUGCUCAUGGCCAUGGUGGCCGCCUUCGCUGUGCUCUGGCUGCCCCUGCAUGUGUUCAACACCCUGGAGGACUGGGGCCACGAGGCCAUCCCCGUCUGCCACGGCAACGUCAUCUUCCUGGUGUGCCACCUGCUUGCCAUGGCCUCCACCUGCGUCAACCCUUUCAUCUACGGCUUUCUCAACACCAACUUCAAGAAGGAGGUCAAGGCCUUGGUGCUAACUUGCCAGCAGAGCGCGCCCCUGGAGGGGUCUGAGCACCUGCCCCUGUCCACGGUGCACACGGAAGUCUCCAAGGGGUCUCUGAGGCUGAGCGGCAGGUCCAACCCCAUUUAGCCGGGGCUCGGGCUUGUCCUCACUGCGUUCCUGGCAGGACCUUUGCUUAGCUAGAUGGGCACACUGCAGGCUGGAGUGGCAUCCCCUCGUUACUAGCUUUCUGGGGCCCACAUAGGCUGGCAAGAGCCUGCUUGUGCAUCUGUUCGCGGCCUGAUGUUUGGAUGGUUCUUGGAAGAGUCCUGAGCCGGAUUCUGCAGGUGACAGUGAGCCUGUGGCUUGAACUACGGGAUGCAGAGUCGGAGAUGUCUGCUUGUGACAGGUAGGGCUCACUCUGGUGACCUGCCAGCAGGUGUCUGGCCUGGGUGCCCAGGGCUCUCCCCACACCAGUGAGUCCAUGAGACCACCGUGGGGCGAGGGGAGGAACACCUGGAGUUAGAGCUCUGGACCUUGGUCAGCCUCUAACCUCUGGGAGAGCUGAGUGUGUGGUGGUGCUCUGUGAGU